AUGCCCGACCCACGAUAUGUCGCCUUUGCCGCCCUCACAUCCGUCGUCCUCUUUGGCACGCUCUACUCUGUCGGGUACGACACCUACCUCGACACCUCGAACCCCCUCAUCACCGCGCAGCCGCACCACCUCCACGAAACAGACUACUUCGCGUCCAAGAAGAACCCGCUGAACGUGUACUUCACGAAGAAGCUCUGGCUCUGGAUCACUGCGACCUUCCUCUUCCACUUCUCCACCAGCCCGAGCGCGAUCCGCACCAAGGCGCGCUUCUCGCAGUACCUCAUCGCGACCGCCGUCUGGCUCGCCUUCACCAGCUGGUUCUUCGGCCCGCCCGUCUUCGACCGCCUCACCGCUUCCACCGGCGGUGAAUGUGUCCUCCACCUCCCCUCGGGGGCUGUGCUCUCCGUCCCCGCCGAAUACUGCUACACGCGGGGCCCCAUAUCCCCAGCCACGCACCCCGCCCUCUUUCCCGCGUCUCUGCUCCUUCCUGACGGCAGCUGGACCGGUCGCGCGCGACUUCGCAAGGGCCACGACGUCUCUGGACACGUCUUCAUGCUCACGAUGGCCGCACUCUUCCUUGUCGACCAGCUCCGGCUAUCGUUCGCGUCUGCACCUGCAGGCCGUCCCUCCGACUCACAGUGGUCGCCCGCGCAUCGGUGGUCCGUCGUGUUCGGCGGCGUUGUGACCCUGCUUUCUACGUUCGCUAUCUACACGACUAGUGUGUACUUCCACACACCGUCUGAGAAGUUCACCGGGUACAUCUUGGGCGUCGCAGGGUUUGCGCUCACUCAAUUACCUCACUACCUCAGCGCGCAGACGACCAACGUCACGCAAGAGAACCUGGCACGAAUCUCUGAGAAGGUCUCGUCAUAAUAUUUCUCAGACGUAUCCGCUUGGGGGUUUUCCGGACCUUCAGAUGCGUUCAUGUUGGACCCGUCUGUCGUUCUAGUUGUACUGUAACGUGGCUAAUGCUGUAAUGAUUUUGACGCAGUACUGCUGAUUUUAAUGUAUUUGAAGGGCGCCUGCUGGCGCGGAUCUUUGCUCGUCAACUCUGGCUUCGCCGCUCGCGUUGGCGCGAAGAUUUGACUGACCCAGGAUGGGGAGCCUUACUUCGGUGAUCCGAGGAAUCCGUUCGCCGACGGCGCCUGCGGUGUCUACCCUACUGCGUCGAGAUGGGCCCAGACACGAACGCGUCUCCCUCAGGUCGUCGAAGAAAUGCCAACACGUCUUCCGCUCGUGUACGUGGGCAUAGCCGCUGCGUGGAACUGCAACUGUCCCGUUCAUCAGAAUGCUAUUAAUAAAGGUCACUCUACC
Trametes versicolor FP-101664 SS1 is the source of this 1314-nucleotide messenger RNA. RefSeq lists its product as uncharacterized. Gene Ontology annotation, cellular component: endoplasmic reticulum membrane. The transcript is spliced from 5 exons. Gene Ontology annotation, biological process: phospholipid biosynthetic process; lipid storage; lipid droplet organization. NCBI's taxonomy places the organism in Eukaryota, Fungi, Basidiomycota, Agaricomycetes, Polyporales, Polyporaceae. Bases 1 to 873 code for a protein of 290 amino acids. The record is from RefSeq and is a predicted model, not a curated record.